Messenger RNA from Gaeumannomyces tritici R3-111a-1, 3592 nucleotides. RefSeq lists its product as hypothetical. The transcript has 2 exons. Gene Ontology annotation, molecular function: carbohydrate binding; peptide-N4-(N-acetyl-beta-glucosaminyl)asparagine amidase activity. Gene Ontology annotation, biological process: protein quality control for misfolded or incompletely synthesized proteins; carbohydrate metabolic process; glycoprotein catabolic process. Bases 597 to 3269 code for a protein of 890 amino acids. NCBI's taxonomy places the organism in Eukaryota, Fungi, Ascomycota, Sordariomycetes, Magnaporthales, Magnaporthaceae. The record is from RefSeq and is a predicted model, not a curated record. Gene Ontology annotation, cellular component: cytosol; nucleus.
GCUGUCUUGGACCCUGGGGCGGCGGCCUAGCCCGCCGCCCUGCCUGCCCGUCUUCAUGUGGACCCCAGGAGUCUGGUCCACCGUUUUGACGGUGCCGCGACUGCUCCGCCCUUUUCAGCUCGUGGCCGAGAAAAUGCCAUGGCUUGAUGGCAUCCUCCCGCUCGCACACGUGGUGCCUUUUCUCUUGUGUCUUUGCAAACAUUCCUUCUUGUAUACAUCAUCUCCCGCUCUCGCUUGCUCUUGCUUCCCUCCCGCCCCGCUGCCAACGAGGCUAGCAGCAGCCAAGCGAAUCCAUCUCCAUGUCUCGGGACUUUAGUGCCGUCUGCGCGCUCUUGGGCUGACGCACGUCUCCCUUUGACUCGACCCUCCAUUCCCUCUUGUCCUUGGCUGGUGAGAACUCACCUUGGCUCUCGGGGAGUCUCUCCACGGUUGUUGCCUAUUUUCUCGGCACAUAACGGUUGUAUCAUACAUGCCAUCUCUUUCUUUUCGAGACUCAUGACAGGCCGGGGUGCCUAAGCUGGACCUAUUUUACACUCUCUCGCUCGACUUCAUUCAGCUUCCUCUGGCUCUCUCCUUCACAGAUUAGAGACUAGGCGAUGCCUUUCCUACACGCCCUUUUGUUGUUGGGCGGCCUGGCCAACGCGGCCGAUCUCACAAAAUAUGUCUUUACCGACACCGGCUCUGCGGGCGGAGGCAACACCUUCCCCGGCGUGAGCGAGCCCUUCGGCAUGGUCAAGCUGGGCCCAGACCUGUUUACCGGCGGCGACAGCUAUUCGGGGUACCAGCCCAACGGCGAUUUCCUAGGCUUCAGCAUGCUUCACCUGAGUGGUACUGGCGGAGCCCCAAAGUACGGCGUGGUGGCCCAGAUGCCGGUGCCGGGCAAGGUAGAGAAUCCGCUGGGCAACCAUAAAACGGGUCGGGAGACUGCGGACGUCACCGAGGUCGGAUAUUACAGGUCCAAGCUGAAGACGGGCGUGACGGUCGAGCUCGCCGCUUCAAGCCGCGCGGGAAUGUAUCAGUACACGUUCCCAUCUGACCCGAAGCCGCGAAACGUCAUCGUCGACGUCUCCCACGUCCUCCCAUCCUUCCGCGGCAUGGGGCUGGGCCAGCACUACCUGGGAGGCAAGAUCGAGGUCGACAAGGACGGCUCGGGCCAGACUAGGUACCGCGGACAGGGCUCGUACGACAACGGCUGGAACCGGUCUCCCAAGUGGACCGUCUACUUUUGCGGAGUCUUCAACGAGUCUGCCACCUUCAAAACCUUCCUCGGCGACUCGGCGGCGGGGGAAACCCUGUCCCGGUACUCGGAUGCCUCCAAGGUGGAACACGCGACCAACCGCCUGGGCGCCGUCUUCACCUUUGACGCGGCAGCCGUGAGCUCACGCGUCGGCGUUUCCUUCAUUUCCGAGGAUAAGGCCUGUCGAAACCUACAGGACCAGGUGCCUGCCGGCACGCGCCUGUUGGAGCUGAGGGACAAGACUCGCGACGUCUGGAACUCGCAGGUGCUCUCCAAGGUGACGGCGAACGACAAGAACGAGGACAACCUCCGGCGGCUCUACACCUCGAUGUACUUUAUGCACCUGAUGCCCACCAACAAGACGGGCGAGAACCCCAAGUGGGACUCGCUUGAGCCUUACUACGACGACGUCUUCACGCUCUGGGACCUGUUCCGGUGCACCACGGCGCUGUUCCACGUGUUCCAGCCGUCCAUGUACGAGGACUGGAUCCGGUCCAUGAUUGACACCUGGCGCCACGACGGCUACGUGUCCGACGCGCGGUCCUCCUUCUUCAACGGCGCCGUCCAGGGCGGCAGCAACUCGGACACGGUCUUCGCCGACGCCUUCAUCAAGGGCGUCCGCGGCCGCAUCAAUUGGGACGACGGCUACGCGGCCAUGGUCAAGAACGCCGAGGUGCAGCCGCCGAACAACGACGACCCCAGGGACAAGUCUUCAUCGACCAAGGAGGGGCGCGGCGCGCUGCCCGACUGGCUCAAGCACGGCUACGUCACCACCAAGUACGCCCGCUCCGUGACGAGGGCGGUUGAGUAUGCCGGAAACGACUUUGGGCUCUACCAAGUAGCAAAGGGGCUCGGAAAGACAAAGGACGCCGAAAAGUACCUCGGACGAUCGCGGCAGUGGAGAAACCACUGGAACACCAACAUGAAGUCGCAUGGCUUCGUGGGGUUCCUUGGGCCGAUCGGCGAGGGCGGCGCUUUCCUGGAACAGGAUCCCAUGAGCUGCAACGGGUGCUACUGGGGCGACCACUACUACCAAGCGCUCCCCUGGGAGUACUCGAUGAACGCACACCACGAUAUCGACCAGCUGAUCAAGCUCUCAGCCGGUCCCGAGACGUUUGUGAGGCGGCUCGAGACGAUAUUCCAGCCGAACGUGCGCGAGCACGGCCACGAGCAGUUCGACAAGAUGAUCUUCAACCCGGGCAACGAGCCGAGCUUCACGACGCCUUUUCUCUUCAACUUUGUAGGCCGCCAGGACCUGUCGGUCAACACGAGUCGGCACAUUGGCAAAAAGUUCUACGGCGUCCGCCCCAACGGCCUCCCGGGGAACAGCGACGCGGGCGCCAUGGAGUCGUGGAUCCUCUGGGUCAUGCUGGGCCUCUACCCGCUCACGGGCCAGACCACCUUCCUCAUCGGCUCCCCCUGGCUCGAGGACGUGACCAUCUCGCUCGGCGGCUCCAAGUCCCUCCGCAUCCGCUCCACCGGCGGCUCCGAGGACGCCUACUACGUCCAGAGCCUCAAGGUCAACGGCAACGACUGGGACCGCGCCUGGCUCACGUGGGACGACGUCUUCGCCUCAGGCGGCACCCUCGACUUCGUCCUCGGCCCGGAGCCCUCAGCCUGGGCCCGCGACGCCAAGCCGCCCCCCAGCCCCGCCAGCGAGUCGUACGUCUACGACCCGGCCACCGAGGGCCCCCGCCCGCAGCAGCAGGGAGGCGGCGGUAGCGCGCGCCCCGCCUGGGCCACCCCCGUCGCAUCCGCACUGGGCGCCGCCGCGUUCGUCGGCGUCGCGGCCUGGGGCGUCGUCCUCGGCCUGCGCAGGCGCCGCGCCCGCAAGAACAGGGAGGUCCUCGCCACCGCCGCCGGCCGGGGCCGCUCCAUGUCGGGGGGCCCCACCGAGGCCACGCUCGUGUUCGGCCCCGGCGCCGAGUCGUCGUCGUCGGCGUCGUCGUCGCCCUCGCACUCGGCCAAGCCGAGCCUGGAUGUCCCCGUCGGUAGCGGCGGCGUCGUUGCUCGGCCUGUCCCAGAGCCUUGAGAAGGAGGUGUGUGUGUGUGUGUGUGUGAGAGAGAGGGGGAGGGACAGGACGAAAGGGGAGUUUUCGGUUUUUGAAUUUUGAUGCCUUAGUGGGAGCGUGCGGUUAGAAACACCCCCGCUGCUAAAUGUUAAUAGCUAGACGCAGAUACCUAGUUUCCUUUUUCCUUUCCACCUUGGAGUUCGAAUUACCGCAUGCACAUAUCAUGAGUAAGCUCCAAGGAAGUAAGCCUAGGGGUUUCACUUGCACAGGCUUAACGAGAUAGGUAUACAAGACAUGGACAGCAGGGCGCUUUUGCCUCUGCGUUUUGUUCUUUCCUCUCCAC